This is a messenger RNA of Homarus americanus (American lobster), 2482 nucleotides long. Its product is annotated as U-scoloptoxin(01)-Cw1a-like. The record is from RefSeq and is a predicted model, not a curated record. Bases 32 to 379 code for a protein of 115 amino acids. Gene Ontology annotation, cellular component: extracellular region. The transcript has 4 exons. Gene Ontology annotation, molecular function: chitin binding. Lineage: Eukaryota; Metazoa; Arthropoda; Malacostraca; Decapoda; Nephropidae.
CCUCUUCCUUUCUUCAAGACCAGUGACGGAGAUGCGGUCUUUACUCGUAUGUACGGUGGUGGUGGCAGCGGGCAUAGUGGUGGUGAGCCAGGAGGUCCUACCGUUCCUGGAGGCCGUACCUGUAACCUCCUUCUCCUGCGUGGACCGUCCCUAUGGCUACUACGCCGAUCUGGAGGCCAACUGUCAAGCAUUUCAUGUAUGUCUGAAUGAUCUCAAAUGGUCGUUCCUCUGUCCCAACCAAACACUUUUUAACCAGGAGUACUUCGUGUGUGACCACCCCAUCAACGUGGACUGUACCGUGGCUGACACCUUCUACACCCUAAAUGAUAACUUCGGCCAGGUGCAGGAAGAAGAAGGAACAGAAGCCCCGGUAGAGUGAGGGUGGUGAUCUACUCUACUCAUAUGAUCGAACCAAUGCUCCCAUACACAGCAGAGAUAAACAAAGCACCCUGUUAGCAUGAUUGUAGAGUAUCCCAUCUAGAUUACCUUACCUGAUCUGACCUAACCUUACUUGAUCUGACCUAAUCUAACCUAACUUAAUGUGAGCUGGCCUACAUUAUUUAACUUAAUCUGUCAUAAUUUAGCCUAACCUAAUGUAGCCUCAUCUAACCUAACCCAAUUCUAACUUUAACUUAACCUAAAAUCUAACCAAACCUAACCCGGAUGAUGGGAUGUUAUACAGUUAAGCCAUUUUGUUAAACACUAUGUCAAGCGAUGACUUAAUUCCCCUGACAUAUUGUAACAUUGUGGGGAUGGAGUUAAUUACAUAUGGGUCAAUAUUUCCUGUAAUAUGUUAUACUGGUAACCUUUUGAUUGAUGCACGGAGCCACAGACAACAGGUAUUAUCACAUUACCAAUUUUUUCCUUAAUUAGUUGCACCGUCAGCUCUAUAUAUGGUGUGGUAAUGACAGUACAAUGCCAGUUUUAUAAUACCUGUUGUCUUUGGGAAGGUACUGAUAACAGGGUACCAGUUUAUAAAUACCUGUUGUGCUUAGCAAGGUUACUGACAACAGGGUACCAGUUUAUAAUUACCAAUCAGAUACACUGUGUAGAGUCCAUUAUGUUAAAAACUUUUUAGCCUAUGCGGGCAUAAGGCUCUGAAACAACAAACAAAAUAAUUAAAAAAAAACAAUAAAUAAAGAUAAAAUAAACCAAAAUAAUAAUACUUUGUUAUUCGUUAAUGGAGGUAGCAAGGAUAGAAAACCAUGAUGGACGAGGUUGGAAAAUUACCACGAACACGAGUUGCUGUUUUGUUUCGAGUUGUUUUUUUUUCCAGGCGACACAAGCCAACUUAAACCUAUAGUCUAACCUAAUUUCAACCGCCCAUAACCUAACUUAACCCACACCUAACAAACUUAAACCAAUCAGACUUACACUAGCCACACUAAAACCUAAUCUUAACCACAUAAACCUACCCUAACUACAUAAACCGAACCUAACUUAACCACACCUAUGGUAGAUUUGGUUACGUUAGGUAGACAAAAAACCUAACAUAACCAAAGCUAAAAUUAGGUUAGACUUGGUUGGCGUGUGUCAUCUGGUCUCAAAUAGAGAGACAAAUGGUUCAGGUGAUUGGAUAGUCAGGUUAAUAUAGGCCAUUUUCCAUCAAUUCCCCUCACGUUUGUUGACAUCAAAAAUUUCCAAGUGAUGAAAUAAAUGAAAGGUAUUGUAUUAAUGUAUUUCAGGUGUAUUUCCCUCAUAUUAAAUUGUAUAAAUAAUAUAAUAAUCAGUAAAUAUAGCGAAGGAAGCAAGGAAGUAAUAAUUUGUUAACUAGAUAUAUUAUUGGUUAUAUUACUAACGCUCUUGGUGACGUCACGCCGAAUUUCAGUGUUAUCAUAUGGUAUCAACUUUUUUUUUCACCAAUUAUGUAUGAGAAGUGGCAACAAAACUGCCCCUACACUCCCCCUGUUAAUGUUAUAAAUUAUAGUUCAAUAUAGAUAGAUAGAUAUGGUGGCGGGAAUCUUGUUAAUUAUCCAUAAAAUACUAGAGCUUUAAUGUUAGGUCACUAUACAAACACGAAGCCUGAUUUGUUGUGUUGUGCCAAAGUGCCGUGUACACCAUAGCCCGUGUACAUAAAAAAAUACCAUGACACACACAGUAUACACAUGUGUAGUGAACCUUAGCGUGUGAUAUAGUGUACUAACUUAACCCGAAGUAAGGUUAAGUUAGGCUAGAUGUGAUUAGGUUAGGUAGUGGAUGAUUAGUAUUGGCUAACCACUAACAGCUAACGUUCACACACACACACAUAGCGUUCAACGGAUCACAUGAAAAUUACCCCCCCCCUAGCUUCUUUCACCUAAUCUAGCUCCCCAGGUGAAAUAAGCUGGGGAGGGGGUUAAUCUUCAGGUGACCCUUAACACACACCUUUAUAUUUCUAGUCGUAGAUCCUGUACAAGUCAUCAAGUAUUGUACGUAAACAUGAAACAAUUAUUAUCUAUUUAAAUUGUAAUUUUAUAAUUCUAAUAAAAUCAUAACAAAACAA